Messenger RNA from Selaginella moellendorffii, 1048 nucleotides. RefSeq lists its product as uncharacterized. The record is from RefSeq and is a predicted model, not a curated record. NCBI's taxonomy places the organism in Eukaryota, Viridiplantae, Streptophyta, Lycopodiopsida, Selaginellales, Selaginellaceae. Gene Ontology annotation, cellular component: endoplasmic reticulum membrane. Bases 63 to 365 code for a protein of 100 amino acids. Gene Ontology annotation, biological process: vacuolar proton-transporting V-type ATPase complex assembly. The transcript is spliced from 4 exons.
GCAAAGGAAAUGAAAAGAAUAUGCUUUAGGGUUCUUCGUUUAGGGUUCUUCGCCUUGUUUUAAUGGCGCUCGUGAAAUUCGCUAUCGCGUCGGUGUUCAUGUGGACGGCGCCGCUGCUCAUUCUCCAGGCUUACAAGCGCGAUCUCCUCCCAGGAUUUUCCAGUCUUUCACCGGAAGUGCAAACCAUCGUUUGUGGAUUACUGGCGGUUGUCUCCGUCAAUGUCGUGAUUGCCUUCUACAUUCUAUCGGCCAUGCGAGAGCCUCCGACGAGCGCGGAGCCAAAGCCCGAUCCAGAGUUUGUUUCUCGAGCUAGAGCCAGCGUCGAGGCUCUCCAAUCAAGCCCAGAGAUCAAGAAGAGCGAGUAACAAAAAAUUGGUAUCGAUUGAUUCGCCCUCUUUCCUUUCUCUUUCGUUUUUUCUUUUCUUUCAUUUGGUCAGCUGGACGACAAUAACAUAGAAUUCUCCAUCUGGGACGACUACAAUCUCGUGAACCUUGUAAAUCGGAGCUAGAAAAUCUGCGAACCUUGGAUUCGAUGUCGUGGAUCAAAUCUUUGGCUUUGGUCGCGAGUGGAACCAUGUACGAGGAAUACUGACAUUACCCGAGCAGUGGUUUGAUCGUCCAUCGUGCUCGUGAUAGGAAUUCCAAGGCUGUCUGUGACGAUCGUUCCGAGAAUUCCUGUGGAGAAAAGAUCAAAGUCAGCCAGUGGAGCUCUUGAUCUUCCAAAGAUCUUGGAGGAACCAACCUCUGUGCGACGAGAUCUUCUUCACGGUCUCCUCGACGUGAUACUGCGAGCGCGCGAGCGAGCAUUAAGCUUCUCCUCGCGGCAAUUCUAUAGGGGCAAGAGAAACAAACACCUUGGCCUGCGAGAAUUCGUGGGGCUCCUUCUUCUUCACCUCCACGAUCACGGGAGCUUUCUCCUCCUCCUCCUCAGCUGGGGCUUCUUCUUGCUCCUUUUCCUCCAUCGCCAAAUCUCCAAAGCUUUCGCUCCCGGAGGAGAGCGAGAGAUGCGAGGAGUCAUGAGUAAUCUGGUCCGUCCAUUUUAUUUUAA